AUGGGUUCAUCCCUCAGUUGCUGUGGCUCAGAAAAAGUUGAACAAGUUGAUGGGUUGUCAUUCAAUGGAGGCAGCAGUACUUCAUGGAGAAUAUUUACGUACAAAGAAUUGCAUGCAGCAACCCAUGGCUUCAGUGAAGACAACAAACUUGGAGAAGGUGGAUUCGGCAGUGUCUACUGGGGUAAAACCUCUGAUGGCCUUCAGAUAGCGGUAAAGAAAUUGAAAUCUAUGAAUUCAAAGGCCGAGAUGGAGUUCGCGGUCGAAGUUGAAGUCCUUGGAAGGGUACGACACAAGAAUCUGUUGGGACUUAGAGGUUAUUGUGCCGGGAGUGAACAAAGGCUUAUUGUCUAUGAUUACAUGCCAAAUCUGAGUUUGCUGUCUCAUCUCCAUGGCCAAUUUGCUGCUGAAGUUCAACUUGAUUGGAAAAGGAGGAUGAGAAUUGCACUUGGCUCUGCUGAAGGAUUGCUGUACUUGCAUCAUGAGGUGACUCCACACAUAAUUCACCGAGACAUAAAGGCCAGCAAUGUGCUACUAGACUCAAACUUUGAGCCCCUGGUGGCCGACUUUGGCUUCGCCAAGCUAAUCCCAGAAGGAGUUAGCCACAUGACAACCCGCGUUAAGGGCACCUUGGGAUACUUAGCACCAGAAUACGCUAUGUGGGGGAAGGUGUCAGAAAGCUGUGAUGUGUACAGUUUUGGAAUUCUUCUACUGGAGCUUAUCACAGGAAGGAAACCAAUUGAGAAGCUGCCUGGUGGAAUUAAAAGAACCAUAACAGAAUGGGCUGAGCCCUUAAUUGCCAAAAGCAAGUUCAAGGAUCUUGUGGAUCCAAAACUCCGAGAAAGUUUCGAUGAAAAUCAGUUAAAACAAGCUAUUAAUGUUGCUGCAUUGUGUGUUCAAGGGGAGGCUGACAAGAGGCCUACUAUGAAGGAAGUGGUGAAUUUGCUAAGAGGAACUGACCCCAAAGCUUCAAUGAAGCAAAUGAGGCUCAAAAGUGUCAAGUAUGGGGAUGAUUUGUUGGAUGUUGAUCAAAACACUGAUGAUGAGAAGGAUAAAACUGUCGAUGAAAGUAGUGCCUAUGGUGUCUUUGAUGCCCUGAGCAUGCAGAAGAUGCGGGAUCCCUAUAGGCGAAGGUAA
Molecule: messenger RNA, 1134 nt
Organism: Coffea eugenioides
Lineage: Eukaryota; Viridiplantae; Streptophyta; Magnoliopsida; Gentianales; Rubiaceae
Product: PTI1-like tyrosine-protein kinase At3g15890
Exons: 4
Coding region: 1-1134 (377 amino acids)
Biological process (GO): protein phosphorylation
Cellular component (GO): plasma membrane
Molecular function (GO): protein kinase activity; ATP binding
Source: RefSeq, a predicted model, not a curated record